AUUCUUAAAAAAUGUCCCUUUUAACCAAGGUAUUAUUCCGUAAGAAAAUACCAAAAAUACUUGCAGGGCAUAUCAAAAAUCUUUCAACUCAAAAUGAAAAUGUAAAUAAUGAUGAAAGAGAAACACACUUUGGAUUUGAAAAAGUUAAAGAAAGCGAAAAACAACAUAAAGGUACAAAGCUAAGCAUAUUAUUGCUGAAAUAUAUUCAUAAAUGUUUCUUACAGUGCACGAAGUUUUCGAAAAUGUUGCAAAAGACUACGACGUAAUGAACGAUGCUAUGUCUCUAGGUAUCCAUCGAAUUUGGAAAGAUUAUUUCAUGUGUUCAUUAUCUCCAACACAUAAUACAAAACUGUUGGAUGUUGCAGGUGGCACAGGUGAUAUAGCAUUUCGGUUCAUAGAUUAUGUAAAAACUGAAAACCUCAAUGACUGUCAUGUUACAGUAACAGAUAUAAAUGCAAAUAUGCUAGAAGUAGGUAAAAUAAGAAGUUUCAACUUGAAACAUGAACCUAGUCUGAUAUCUUGGCAAGAAGGGAAUGCAGAACAAUUGCCUUUUAAAGAAAACUCUUUCAAUGCAUAUACAAUUGCUUUUGGAAUUAGGAAUUGUACCCACAUAGACAAGGUUUUAGAGGAAGCUUACAGAGUAUUACAGCCUGGUGGAAGGUUUAUGUGUUUAGAGUUUAGUCAUUUAGAAAAUUCUGCAGCUCAAUGGGCAUAUGAUCAAUACAGUUUUCAAGUUAUCCCAGUUUUGGGACAACUGAUUGCAGGGGAAUGGAAAGCCUAUCAGUAUUUGGUAGAAAGUAUUAGACAGUUUCCUAAUCAGGAGAGCUUCAAGCAGAUGAUUGAAGAAGCAGGAUUUAGACAAGUAUCAUAUGAGAAUUUAACUUUAGGUGUUGUGGCUAUACAUUCAGGUUUUAAAUUAUAAAAUAACUAUAAACAAAGUUUUUUAUUCAUAGAAUUAAGUCC
Molecule: messenger RNA, 963 nt
Organism: Acanthoscelides obtectus
Lineage: Eukaryota; Metazoa; Arthropoda; Insecta; Coleoptera; Chrysomelidae
Source: the annotation of a GenBank genome assembly